Coccinella septempunctata (seven-spotted ladybird) is the source of this 1589-nucleotide messenger RNA. RefSeq lists its product as uncharacterized. The coding region runs from base 741 to 1304 and encodes 187 amino acids. NCBI's taxonomy places the organism in Eukaryota, Metazoa, Arthropoda, Insecta, Coleoptera, Coccinellidae. The record is from RefSeq and is a predicted model, not a curated record. The transcript is spliced from 2 exons.
AUGACGCUCUCGCCGUAAUAUCAGGUUUACAGCUAUCAAAUGAUAAUUAUAAGUUAGCAUAUAUGACGCUUUGAAAAACCGAUUUCAAAAUCCCAGGCUCCUGGCAACUAUGUACCUAAAUGAAAUUUUGAAUUUUAAAUCCUUUUCUAAUAGCUCGGUUGCAAAUCAAACAGCUGUCAUGCUGUCAAUGCUAUCAUAGCUUUAAAUAUAAAGGACUUAACGGAUUUUCUGUUGUUUUCAUUGGCGUUGCGAAACAUUGAUCCUCAUACAAGAAGAGCAUUUGAAAAUCAACUUAGUACCUCUGAAAUUCCAGAGUACAAAAGUUUAAUAAAUUUCGUUACACAGCAACUCCAAGCACAUGAGUUCUGUGAGCAAAAUUCCUCCAAGACCAUUUCCAAACCAUCUACAUCUCGUCUGACCAACCCAGUCAAAACCAAAACACAUAAUAUGCUUCAUUCAUUCAGCUAGUUCUGCUUCCAAUUCUCAACAUCAAAUUUCCGAUCAAUCUCAUAGAAUUCCAAACACUCGAAAAUUUCGUUGUCCGAAAUGCAAUGAAGCGCAUCCACUAUUCGCCUGUUCACAAUACACGAGUAUGUCACGAGAAUCUAAACUUAAUUUCUUGAAGAGCUCAAAACGCUGUUUCACUUGUUUAGGCCUUCAUAAUAUAAAAGAUUGCUCUUCAAAAAAUUCAUGCAAAUUCUGCAGUUCCAAUCGCCACCACACCAGCUUACACCCUGAUAAUGCGUCUAGUUCUGGCAACGUGCAACGUCCGUUCCAACUCCCAUGAAAAUACUCGUGGUUCGUUCGAUCCUUCGGCCAGUCGUGAAGGUUUUAAUUGUGGAUCUCAAAACGCAGGUGAAAAGCUGGUUAAUUCUUGUCAUUUAAAUAAGAAGGUAGCCUCUCUUAAUCAGGUAUUGCUUGGUACUGUUCAAGCUAGAAUUCAAGCCGCGGAUGGCUCGAUAAUUUCCAUCAGAGCUGUUCUUGAUCCCGGUUCCCAAGUUUCAGCAAUCACUGAACAUUUAGUCCAUAAAUUAGGUUUGGAAAUCAAUCCCACAGACGUCCAUGUUUCCGGUAUUGGUAAAUCCAAAGCUAGGGCAUUAGGCAUGGUCACAUGCAAGUUGUACCCAAUAUCAAACUCGAAUAUUCUAGAGUUGCAAGCCAUUGUAUUACCUCAACUAACCAAUAAUUUACCUUCUGUGUCCUUGUCUCCAGAAAUCAUCAAACAAUUCGAGCAUUUGAAUUUAGCGGUUAGUGGACAAAAAUUUUCAUAUGUCACACCCUGUAGAUAUGUUAUUGGGAGCUGACACGUAUUCGAUGGUGUUCGAUAGGGAUGGUCGUUUAUCAUCUGUUGGCUCCCCAACCGCAGUCAAUACACUUUUCGGAUGGAUUAUUAUCGGUUCCGUGCAAGAAAGUAAAAUAGAUUCUACAUUCUACACCAACUUCAAUCUUGCUCACUGAAUCCGUUCUUGGUGAUACACUUCAGGCAUUUUGGUCAUUGGAAGAAGUUCCCAAGGCCAGAGUAUUGAAUCCCACCGAUGAGUAUGUGGAAAACCAUUUUUUAAAAACCCAUUCCCGCGAAAAAAGCGGUU